GGGGGUCUCUGGGAACUGUGGGGGAGGGGGCGGGGGGGAGCCAUGGCUCGUGGCUCAUUCCCCCCUUCUCCAGCGCUUCACCUUACCUCCCCGUCCCGCUUCCUCUGACACGUGCCCUAUGACAUCUUUCUCUGUGUGUGUGUGUCUCUCUCGGGGCCUCUCCCUCUCCGGGUGUGCAUUUGUGUUUGCGUGGGGUUCCGUGUGUGUCUCUCCGUGGCUUCCUGCUCUCUGGCCGCCUGUGUGUGUCCGAGGGCUCACCCCACUCCGCUCGCCCUCUCCCCGUCUCUCUGAGUGUCUCUUCCUCUUUGUGUGACUCAGGGUUCCGUGUGUGUGUGUGUGUGUGUGCACGCGCGUGUGUCCGUCCGUGCGUCUGUCCUCGCUGAGCCCGUGCUGGUGCCUGUGUCUCGCUCGCCCCUCCGUCUGUCUCUCAGCGUCUCUCCCAUCUCUGCGAGUGUCUCUGCGUCCCGGUCUGUGCAGGCAGCCGGUCCGGCCGAGCGGCGGAUGUGAGGGAUGAUUCAGGGCUGACAGGAAGCCGCCGCCUCGCCCGCUGCCCGCCAGUAUCCGCGGCGUCGGCGUCCGCUCGGCAGGUGCGCCGGCUCGGCAUGAGGGGGCCGCAGUGACAGGGCCCGGCUCUCAGCACUGCCGGACAUGUGGCCAGGAGUGGACAUGCAUGUGGAGAGCGAGCUGCUGUGGCCCGGGGUGGCCCUGUUGCUGCUGCUGGGGACAGUCGCCAGCUUGUGCGUGCGCUGCUCCCGCCCAGCGGUGAAGAAGUCUGAGAAGAUCUAUGAGCAGAGGAGCCUGGAGGAGAGUCAACAGAACUUUGCGGUGGCCCGGACCUAUUCCUUGGUCAGGCAAGCCUGGCCUGGGGCUCUGGUGGACAUGGACUCCGACGUGGCCCUAACAAGGAAGGACAAGCUGCUGCGCUUCUCCCCCAGCCUCGAGGAUUCUGAGUCCUCCAGGUACCAGAACUUCAGCAAAGGGACCAGACGGGGACCCAGAUCCGGCCCCGAAGCGGCCCACCCAGACCCCAUUUCCAUGGACUAUUACAACUGGGGGCAGUUCCGGAAGCCCCGGGAAGAUGAGGACAACGAAGAUGCCAAUUCCUACGAGAACGUGCUCAUCUGCGCGCGGACGGAGCCCGACUCAGGUGACGAGGGAUCGGAGGAUUACCAGAACUCCGCAUCCAUCCGGCAGUGGCGGGAGUCCAGGAGGGCCGUGGAGCGAGCCCCGAGGGAAGAGCCUCUGACCCUGGCAGGCAGCCCAGAUGAGGACGACGACGACGACCCUGAUUACGUGAAUCAGAGCGUGGCAGCCCCAGAAGCCUAGGAAGGCUCUGGAAGGAAGGAGCCGAGGGAGCCACUAGGCCGAGGGCUGUAUACUGCCUCCCCUGGGGUCACUUCUCUCUCGGGAGCUGCCCAGCCUCUAGACGGCCCACGGUCACUCCUGGGAGAUGCACCGAGACGUCCAGAGAACCAUCCAUCAGGCCAUAGGGGGCCGGCCGGGGACAGGACAGUUAUAUGGGGAAAUCAGCCCCUGGCCCGGCUUCUGCGAGAGCCCAAGGCUGAGGGCAGCGUGGCUCCUGCCCUGACCGAUGCCCCGGGGUCAAGGCGAGCUACCUUCCUGUCCCCACAUCUGAGAAACACCGCGUGUCGCUGGGAUUCCUGUGCCUUUUUGCUUCGGAUUCAGAUUCCAAAUUGCUGACUCGUGUCGAUGGCUGGGAUCUUUUUUGUGAGCCGUGGACGUGGACAGUUAAUUUAUGUGGGUGGGACCGUAUUUAAUAAUCUACAUCCCCGGGUGCAGAGCGUCACCUGUCUCGUCUCCUGGAAGCAUUACACGUCAUGGCCGCCGUCGGGGGGGACCCAGUCCACUUGGAGGCAGUGAGGCUACAGGACAGCCCUUCCGUGGGGACGUCUGCUGUGGGCAAAGCACGUAGUUUCUGGAGGAGCACCGCGGAGCGGCUGAGUGGUGCCCCUCUCCGUUGUCCCCGAGUCCUCCCCGGCCCCAGGACUGGACUCGCUGAGCUGAGCAGGAACCCAGCUGCCUCACUGCAAGCACAGGGGCCUCCAGGGACCUUCGGAGGCAGAUAAAGCCAUAGCCAGAGGGACUAGAUGUUUCCUUCGACUGAAACGUCUCAAUAAAGCCUGUUCUUACUAGCGA
This is a messenger RNA of Mustela erminea (ermine), 2157 nucleotides long. RefSeq names its product linker for activation of T cells family member 2 (gene LAT2). Gene Ontology annotation, cellular component: plasma membrane. The record is from RefSeq and is a predicted model, not a curated record. Bases 649 to 1326 code for a protein of 225 amino acids. The transcript is spliced from 13 exons. NCBI's taxonomy places the organism in Eukaryota, Metazoa, Chordata, Mammalia, Carnivora, Mustelidae. Gene Ontology annotation, biological process: B cell receptor signaling pathway; B cell activation; calcium-mediated signaling.